Messenger RNA from Penicillium chermesinum, 4380 nucleotides. Its product is annotated as GAS2 domain protein. Bases 1 to 4380 code for a protein of 1459 amino acids. Gene Ontology annotation, molecular function: microtubule binding. The record is from RefSeq and is a predicted model, not a curated record. Lineage: Eukaryota; Fungi; Ascomycota; Eurotiomycetes; Eurotiales; Aspergillaceae. The transcript has a single exon.
AUGGCAUCAGGCCGCAUCAGUCCUGUUCGGCCAUCGAUCCGCCUCUCUCCCUCACACUCGCGAGCGAAUUCACGGUCGACCUCUCCGGAGCGGAAUCCUGGGUCAUUGUACCCCAAAAUCGACCCUCUCCUCAGCAAUUUGUCUCCCGAAUCGACGUUGAAUGCCCUCACUUCCACCGACGCCGUGCCCUCGGAUGCAAACUUCUCUCACGAUGUCCUGUCACAAAGCAUAUCGCAAGUCUCUCCCGGAGAACGUGCCUUGGGGAUUCGAGCCGCCAUAGCUGCCCGGAACCUGAACUCUUGGUACAGAGAAGUGCAGUCAUGGACAUGGCCGGCCCAAAAGGACGCGAAGGAAGGGAAGGGGUUCGUUCCUCCGGGAGAACCACAUUCGGGUGCAGGUGAGUAUUAUGGAAGUCUGCCAGCCACGACGGUGGAACAAUACGAAUUGAGAAUCGACGAAAUACGUGACGAAAUGGACAAUUUAAAUGUGGAGGAGUUGAAGGAGCAUGUUCUUAAUGCCCACAUUCCAUCCCGUUCUCGCCCUUCGUCUGCCGCUAGCAUUGCCUCCAUGCCCCCGCCGCUCAGUUAUGUUCAACUCAGUGACUUUACCGCCGUCGUCACCGCAACGAUCCUCCGUGCCCUGCCAUACCUCUCUCGUCUCAGCAGCUUACUAGCUACCUGGGAUGUUCGACUCCUUGUUCUCCGCCAGGUCCCAGGUCUCCUGCGAGAGCUGGAAGCAACCCGUACCCUCUUGAAUUCUUCCUUCGAUGCGUUACGAAUUCCCGAUUGCUCCAAUACCACCCUUAACUUUACGUGCGGCUCCGAGAUCGACAAUGCAAAGAUUAAGCUGGAAUUGGCAGUCGUUUCGGUAGGGAGACGGAUGGACCGUGCUCUGGACGUCCUCGAGGGACGCCAGGAUUCUCUACCUGAACAAUGGAUUGACGACCUCGAAGCGAUCGAGUCUGAGUUCGCGGCGUGGGUAGUGGAGGCUGAGAGGUACAAGCUACGAAUCGAGUGGCUCGCGAAGGAAAAGGCCAAGGAAGACGAAUUAUCACAGGAUGUCGAGCCGGAGCCGGAGCAAGAGAGACCCUUGGAGACGCAACGCUCAGCCCCAACAGAGUCGGAAAUUCAAAAUGAAACCGGCACUGCAACAGCGCCAGCCGAGGAGGUGCCUAAGAUAGAAGUCGAAGACAUCACCCUGGCAAUUGAAGAGCCUAGCCCUGAACUGGAAACAAAUGCGUCGAGGAUGGAAGUUGAACAGGUGGCUCCAGCAGCUGAAUAUCAAGGCGAGAAGCCAGAACCAAUUGCGCCGAAGAUUGGAGCUGAAGAGGUGACCACUUCGACUGAAGAGCCUCUCGCCGAACCGGAACCAGUCAUACUGAAGGUGCAAUUGAACGAAUUAAUCCCAGCAGUGGAAGAGCCAUGCGCUGAACCAAAACCGCCUGUGCCAAAUCUUGAAUUGGACCAGACUGUCCGUAUGGUUGCAGAGGCUUAUUCUGAACCAGAACCAAUUGCGCCAAAGGUGGUAGUAUCCCGUUUGCAAGCCGGUGCGCCAAUCAUCGAGCCAAGAGGAUCUAGUCCCACCGAGAAGCGAUCAGAGAAGGGAGCCCAUAUAGAGUCAGAAAAUAUCAAUCCCGAGGUGGAAGAAUCUCAACGCGUUUUCGAAACGCCGCAAGAUGCGCUUCUUGUGUUGACGAACCACGAAGUCGAGGAUCCCGAGCCAAUUGGCCAUGAAUCUUUCCUCUCCACGGACAGUGACUCUGUCUUUCCUGAAGUUUCUGACCCAGAUACUUCUCUAAGCCCUCGCGAUCGUGACAUCAUGGCAGCUGAGAUGCGUGUGAAUGAGGAGCCCAGGGAGAGCCCCAAAAGCCCCCGGAGCGUUGUCCCAGAAAGCAUCCAAACCCCAACGCAGCCCAAGUUUCCCCGCGAACGCUCGAUCAAUACUCCUACCUCUGCAAGCCCGUCUCCAUCGCGCAUUCCAUUGCCAGUAACACCAAAGGUGGAGAACAAGGAGAAUAUUCGUCCACAUAUGGCAUCUCAUCGAUUUACACCGACUCGCCUGGCCAUAGUGGAGUCUAUCGAAAAAGAUCCUUUCACCCAGACGCCUAUCGCUGAUGGAAGGCCCACGAGUCCUAGUGCUGCUGCGCCACGAGCAACGGAUGUUCGUCUAAGCGACGUUGAACCAGGCCAGGCCUUCAAGCAGAACGUAGGCGAACAUCACGGUAUUGAAGAUGAUGAAACUCUGCAGAAAGGGUCUGGAAGCGAGGCAUCGCAGUUGGCUGUACAGGAUGAACUUGUCAAUUCGCUGGAGACCCCUUCCCGUGUGAAGCUUGCGGACGACCCCCCGGCUCGCGACGCUGUUUCUCAUAAGACGCCGACGGAAAAGCCUUCUGAAGCUCUCGAGGUGCCUGAGCGGAAGGCCCCUCAGUCAGACUCUCUGCAAGUGGCGUUACAGUCUACAGUUGAAAAGAAUGCGGACCCCGGCCCCUCGAAGAAAAAGCCUCUCCAGAGUCCGAUUAAGCUCUCCAAAAGUCGGCCGGCCCGGCUCAGCUUGGACAAGAAGUCUCCCAAGGGCCGAACUCGCCGCCCUUCGACCGUGUCCAUCAACUCCAUAUCCGACAAUUCUUCUCUUGCGUCCGACCCCGCAGAAAUUGCUCCUCGCACGGGAUCAUCGGGCGAGGCACCACCUCUGCCUCAGAUUCGCCCGGAAUUCAUCCAGCCCGACUACACUUCGUCGCGUGACUACCAUGUCUUACGCGGAGAUCACCUUCGCCGGUUGGAGAAUCGAAACCCACAUGCUCGACCCAUCCUUCAUGAGGACCGUUCUGUGAGCUUGCCUCUCGAACGCUUCAUAAAUGAGAAACUAGACCUUGACCUGAACCCAGAACAAGUGCCAGAAGUGCCUCGUUUGCGAUCCGCUGGCAAGGCGUCGGUGCCCGUCCAAUCUUCUCGAGGCGCUGCUUCCACACCAACAACGCAAGCUCUAUCUAUCCCCAAGCGCCGCCCGGCUCUGAGCCGUGGCAAGUCUUCCUCCAAUCUUAGAGAUAGCGACUCAGUUUCUGUUGCAAGCAGCUACGAUAUCAACCGACCGACCUUUGGUCAGAAUACCGCCCGCCGUGCUUUGCACCAUCACGAACAACCCAGAUCAGUUCGGUUGCAAAAGCGCUUGACUGCUCACCGCAGUCUGGAAAGUCUAGGCCUUCAAAGACAUGAGUUGGACUACGUGGAAGAGGACGAAUCAGAAUUGCUCGACCCCGGUUCUCGUACCUCCUCCCCGGGUAAAAGGAAAACAAGAGAUCACCUCGACGAGAAGAUCAAUUCCAUCCUCAGCACGCUCCCUGGCCGCAUCCACCUUGUUGAUCCCAGCAACGAGGCAGACACUUCAUCCUCCUCAUCGUCCAUGGAUCGCAAAAUGCGCGAGAGGUAUCUUUCGGAGUCUCCCCGUGGCCCUCAGUCUCGCAGCGUCACUCCCGCUCCAUCAUUGACCCUCAUGCCGGCGGCAAGAAGACGCCUGUCUCACGCCCACAAGACGGAGGACAGUUAUGUAAAAUUAUACCAUCUUCAUCACGGGGGUCAGGCUGCGCCGACCAAACUUUUUGUCCGAACCGUCGGCGAGGACGGGCAGCGAGUCAUGGUUCGUGUUGGAGGCGGCUGGGCCGACCUGGGCGAAUACCUCCGCGAAUAUGUCAUCCACCACGGCCGUCGCAAAGUCUCGGAAACGCCUUUGGUGGAAGUCCAAGGCCUCGCGCCUCGGUCCUCCCCUGGCUACCCAUCCCCCACUACUCUAUUCUCCCCCCCACCCUCUACCCACAUCUCCGGGCGCGCCACUCCAUCCCGACCCCCUUCUGCUCUCAGCGCUCGCCCCGCUUCCUCCCUCACCGUGCGGAAGACCCGCCGUGGCUCCAACGCAUCAGACGCAGUUGCAGCGCGGUCGGUCACGACGGGCACCUUGCAUCUUCACGCCUCACCUCCCGCACCGCCUUCUACGCGCCGCCGUCUCUCCAUAUCCUCCACCUACUCCUCUGGCGGCCCGCAUACCCCCGGCCAUCCCAGCACGGGUCCCCACGAGGCCCGCUCGGCUCCUCUUGGCCUCGCCGGCCCCAAACCCCGCUCCCGACAGGUCUCAAUGAGCCCCGAGGGCGAAGCAUGGGUAGAGAACGUGCUCCAAAAGACACGCCGCUCUACCUCCCUGAAUCCGCCCCCCUUCGCGCUGAACGUGUCUCCGGGCCAUGAGAAUGCCGCGGACCCCGAUGCCCAUGACCACCCUGUCCACGAUUCUCAUGACCAGCCAUCUUUGCCAAAAGUCAGGAGUAUUAGCGACAUGGGAGCUGCUGGCACAAGCCGGCGGGUUGUUUUACGGGGUCUUGGCAGUCACCGAUAA